Lagopus muta (rock ptarmigan) is the source of this 4909-nucleotide messenger RNA. It is a transcript of the gene ADGRA2, whose product is annotated as adhesion G protein-coupled receptor A2. The record is from RefSeq and is a predicted model, not a curated record. Lineage: Eukaryota; Metazoa; Chordata; Aves; Galliformes; Phasianidae. Gene Ontology annotation, biological process: central nervous system development; sprouting angiogenesis; G protein-coupled receptor signaling pathway. Gene Ontology annotation, molecular function: protein binding; G protein-coupled receptor activity. The coding region runs from base 547 to 4899 and encodes 1450 amino acids. The transcript is spliced from 19 exons. Gene Ontology annotation, cellular component: plasma membrane; Wnt signalosome.
CUGUGAUUUGGUGACCAAGCUCCUGGAGCUGGGUUUGUGCUCUUAUAAUGAUGGGAGUGUGAUGAGUAUCUCCUUACGCCCACCACCACAGUGAGAUCUAUUUAUUUAGAGAAUGGAGUCAAUUUCUUCCUCCUCCAUCCACUGCUGGUCCUGGAGAGAAACUGCUUUCCCCAAUCAGCCUCUGCCUCCAUUCUGUGACCCUCUUCUCCCUCUUCCUGGAGGCUUCCCAAAGAAUUCGUUUCGUGCUUUGAUCGCUUUUGAUUUGGAGCUGCAGUGAGUGGCGUGCAUGGAGAAGAUGAACAUGGGGCUGAGAGGGGCUGGGGGAGCACAGGGGACAGUGGGGACGUGGGAGGGAGGGAGCAGGAAGGAAAAUAUUGAACUUAGCAUGAAAAGCACUGAGGCAAACAAAGUUAAAAGCGAGCAGGGAGGAAUGCUGACUGCAGAGAAGGGGCCGGGAGGGAGUGAAGCAGUGAAGUGACAGUGAAAGUUUGUGCAUUGGUUGCAGUGUGGGGCCCUGGGGGGCCAGCAGGGCUGCAUGUCCCUGGGAUGCAGUGCUUGUCACUGCAGGGUCACGUCAUGGUCUGUAUGGACCAUGUGAGCUCUGUAGGUGCGGGGCUGCAUCUUUUCUCGUGGAUACAUGGAGCUGCAUCUCCAUCUCUCUCCAUGGAGGCACAGGGCUCCGUCUCUGUCUCUAUGGAUGCCCAGCUCUCCACCUCUCUCUCUCCAUGGAUGCCCGGGGCUCCAUCUCUCCCGCUGGACGCACGGGGUUCCAGCUCUGCGCUUCGAGCCCCGCUCCGUGCCGUCGGGCUGAGCCCUUUGCCCCGCAGCCCCGCGCAGAGUCCGACGCCUCUCUGCCCCCUCGGGAUCCCCGUUCUUCCACCCCACCCGGGGCCGUCCGGUGGUGGCCGGGCCGGGGGGGAGGAGGAGGAGAAGAAGAAGGCGGUGGCGGGGGGCGGUCCGGGGGAGGCGCCAGGGCUGGCGGCGGAGCGCUGCAAGCGGGGGAGGCGCCGCCGGAGCCGCCCCGGGGCUCGGGGAGCCGGAGCUCCCGGUGCCGGGGCGAUGCGGGGGGCGGCGGCGGCGGCUCUGCUCUUAGCGGCGGCGGCGGCGCUGAGCGGGGCUGCGGAAUCGGCGGCGGUGCGGAGCUGCGCGGUGCAAAGCGUGGGCUGUAAGUGCGCGGCGGAGCGGCACAAGGCGAGCGGCCCCGCCGUGCCCCGCCGCCGGGUUCUGUGCAACGGAGCGGCCCUCCCCGCACCUCCCGAACCGCGGCUGCUGCCCGACGGCACCGCCACGCUGCUGCUGAGCAACAACAAGAUCACAGUGCUGCAGAACGGCUCCUUCUUCGGGCUGCGGGCGCUGGAGAAGCUGGACCUGAAGAACAACCUGAUCAGCACGGUGCAGCCAGGCGCCUUCCUUGGGCUCCCCGAGCUGAAGCGUCUGGACCUCUCCAACAACCGCAUCGGUUGUCUGAGCGCCAGCGUCUUCCAGGGUCUCACCAACCUCCUCCGACUUAACAUGUCAGGAAACAUUUUCUCCAGCCUCCCCCCUGGCGUCUUUGACGAGCUGCCCUCACUGAAAGUCGUGGAUUUUGCCACCGAAUACCUGACGUGUGACUGCAAUUUGCUCUGGGUGCUGCCCUGGGCCCGCAACCGCUCAGCUCAGAUCUCGGAGCGGACGCUGUGUGUGUAUCCACGUCACCUGCACAGCACCCCGCUGCGUAGCGCACAGGAGAACCAGCUGCAAUGCGCCGGCACCCCGGAGCUGCACACCCACCACCUCAUCCCGUCGCUGCGCCAGGUGGUGUUCCAGGGGGACCGACUGCCCUUCCAGUGCACCGCCACCUAUUUGGACAACAGCACCCAGAUCCAUUGGUACCACAACCAGCAGCGAGUGCAGGAGGAUGAGCGGGCGGGCGUCAUCGUGGAGGAGAGCCUCAUCCAUGACUGCACCUUCAUCACCAGUGAACUCAUCCUCUCCAACAUCCACGUCUCCGCCAACGGUGAGUGGGAGUGUGCCGUCUCCACCUCGCAGGGCAACGUCAGCAAGAAGGUGGAGAUCGUGGUGCUGGAGACCUCUGCAUCCUACUGCCCUGCAGAGCGCGUCACCAACAACCGAGGGGACUUCAGGUGGCCCCGCACGCUGGCUGGCAUCACUGCCUUCCAGUCAUGCCUGCAGUACCCCUUCGCCUCGGGGCCAGCAAGUGGGGGUCCAGCAGCAGAGAAGCAAGCGUCCAGGCGUUGUGACCGUGCGGGGCGCUGGGAGGAGGGCGACUACUCCCACUGCCUCUACACCAACGACAUCACCCGCGUGCUCUACACCUUUGUGCUGAUGCCCAUCAAUGCCUCCAAUGCACUGACACUGGCUCACCAGCUGCGCGUCUACACAGCCGAGGCUGCCAACUUCUCAGAUAUGGUCGAUGUCCUCUACGUGGCUCAGAUGAUUGAGAAGUUUAUUGGCUACGUGGACCAGAUCAAGCAGCUCACCGAUGUGAUCGUGGAGAUGGCAAGCAACAUCAUGCUGGUGGACGACCACAUCCUCUGGAUGUCACAGAAAGAAGAGAAGGCAUGCACCAGCAUCGUGCGUUCCCUGGAGAAGAUCGCAGCGCACACCCUCAGCACCAACUCCCAGCACAUGGCAGUGAACUCACGCAACAUCGCCUUCGAGGCGUACGUGGUAAAGCCUGAGAGCUACGUGGGGCUGAGCUGCGUGGCGUUCCAGCGCCGGGAUGGGGGCCCUCCUGGGCGCACGGCCCUGGCUGAGCAGGGAGCCGAGCCCCAGCCUGACCAGCAGCUGCGACUGCGCUGCACCACAGGACGCCCCAACGUCUCCCUGAGCAGUUUCCACAUCAAGAACAGCAUUGCCCUGGCCUCCAUCCAGCUGCCGCCCAGCCUCUUUGCCAGCCCCAUUCCACCCACCCCGCUGGCCGACUGCAAGUUGCAGCUGCUGGUGUUCCGCAAUGGGAAGCUCUUCUGCAGCACAGGGAACUCCUCACGUCUAGCAGACGACGGCAAGCGGCGCAGCGUGGCCACGCCAGUCAUCUAUGCAGGGACAUAUGGCUGCAGUGUAGGGAACCUGACGGAGCCGGUGGCCGUGUCGCUGCGACACCCCGGGGAGGGUGCAGACCCUGUGGCUGCCUACUGGAACUUUGAGGUGCUGGGGGGCAUGGGGGGUUGGAGCGCCGAGGGCUGCCAGCUGGCUGCCCGUGAGCCCAACGUCACCUCCCUGCACUGCCGGCACCUCAGCAACGUGGCUGUGCUCAUGGAGCUGAGCGGGUUCCCCAGUGAGGCACGAGGUCCAGUGGAGGUGCUGCACCCAGCCAUGUACACCUGCACAGCCGUGCUGCUGCUCUGCCUCUUCACCACCAUCAUCACAUACAUCGUCCACCACGGCACCAUUCACAUCACGCGGAAGUGCUGGCACAUGCUCCUUAACCUCUGCUUCCACAUGGCCAUGACAUCAGCAGUGUUUGCAGGAGGCAUCACCCUCACCGGCUACCUGGUCGUCUGCCAAGCGGUCGGCAUCAUUUUGCACUACUCCUCCCUGUCCACGCUGCUGUGGAUGGUGGUGAAAGCCCGUGUCCUCUACAAGGAGGCGACCUGGAAAGCACCUCGGCAGCCAGAUGGGGAUUCAGCACCGCCGACCCCUCGGCCCAUGCUGCGGUUCUAUCUGAUUGCUGGUGGGAUCCCCCUCAUCAUCUGCGGCAUCACAGCAGCUGUCAACAUCCACAACUACCAUGACAACAACCCUUACUGCUGGCUGGUGUGGAGGCCCAGCCUGGGUGCCUUCUACGUGCCGGUGGCCUUCAUCCUGCUGGUCACCUGGCUGUACCUGCUGUGUGCUGGACUCAGCCUGCAGUGCCAGGCUCCUCGUGGGAAGGAGCCCCCGGAGUUGCCAGGCACACCGCCGAGGCUGGGGACCAACGGGGAGCUGCUGACAGACUCAGGCUCCAUCUCAGUGACGCUGCACUCAGGGACGCAUUGCCCAGAGGUGGAUGGUGUGUACUCACUGCAGGCACAGCUCUGGGCACUGCUGGCUGUGCACGCCAUGUAUGUGGCCUUAUGGACGUUUGGAGCCAUGGCCGUGUCCCAGCGUGGAGAUCUCAACGUCGUUUUCAGCUGCCUCUACGGGGUGACGGCCGUGGCGCUGGGACUCUUCAUCUUCAUCCAUCACUGCGUCCGUCGCCGGGACGUGCUGGGCUCGUGGUUCUCCUGCUGCCCCUCCUACCGCUCUGCGCUGCCCAUGCAGCCCUACAGCCACCCCGGCACGGCGGCGGUAGAGGACGGCUCCCAAAUGUUCAUCAGCUGCGAUCCCGAAGCCGCCCGCAGCGCCACGUCCUCCUCCUCACCCAGCAGCACGGGCUCAGCCGCCGGCCGCUGCAAGCUGACCAACCUGCGGGCGGCACAGAGCCAGGCUGAGGAAGCGGAGCACGGCGACGGGGGGAGAAGCUCCGGGGUGGGGAGAAACGCCAACAACCACCGCAGGAACCACAAGAGCAGAACUAAGCAGCACCGCGAGGGGAAGCACCACCGCUUGAAGGUGCUGCGGGGCCCCUCCUCCGAGCAGAGCGAAAGCGGCAGCGUGCACAACAGCCAUUCCGAGAGCUACCACAGCAGCAGGAACAGCCCCAUGAACAACUGCGCUGCGCAGCGAGCCGCGGGCACCCAGGAUGGGGAGGUGGCACCCAGCCAGUCGGAGGGCAGCGACGGCUUUCUGGAGGCGCGACGGCGGAGCAGAGACAACGUGAGGCAAGCGGAGAGGGAGGCGAAGCGACGCUCCUACCCCCUAAACGUGGGCAGCCACAACGGAGGCUUGAAGGGCAGCAAGUACGACGUCAACCUGGCCGGUGCUGACGGCGGGGCCGGGAUGAGAAGCGGGCUCUGGAAAAGCGAAACUACGGUGUGAGGGAUGGGGA